UGUUGUGUAAUUAGCUACUAAGUAUAUAGCUGCUUUCUCACUUAAUAAUUUCCGAUAACUAAAAAAUUAAAAAUACAAAGAAGAUUAGAUUAACCUUACUUUUAAUUAAUUUCACAAAUUCGUGUUUAUGCGGAUAUUUCAAUUUCGACUUUGUAUAUUUGGUGUAAAAAAUAAGUAAGGUAGUUUUGUAAACAGAGAAAAAAUGAAACGAUUAUCUGAAGAAAGAACUAAAAUAUUAUUUGAAAAACUAGCUAAAUUCAUUGGUCCUAAUAUUAAACUGUUAAUAGAACGACCCGAUGGUUUAUACUGCUUUAGAGAGCAGAAAGAUCGAGUUUAUUAUGUAUCAGAAAAGAUUUUAAAAUGGGCCAAUAAUAUACCAUCUGAUCAUUUAAUAUCUGUAGGAACUUGCUUUGGUAAAUUUACAAAAUCAAACAAAUUCAGAUUACAUGUAACAGCUCUGAAUUAUCUAGCACCUUAUGCCCAAAGUAAAAUUUGGUUAAAACCACCUGCAGAACAGCAAUUUUUGUAUGGGAAUCAUGUAUCAAAAACCGGUUUAGGCAGAAUAAGUGAAAACACUGAAAAAUACCAAGGUGUUGUUGUAUAUAGUAUGUCUGACUUACCAUUAGGAUUUGGUGCUGCUGCUAGGUCAACUGCAGAAUGCAAACAUGCUGAACCAUUAUCUACUGUUUGCUUCCACCAAGCAGAUAUUGGUGAAUAUAUUAGAUCAGAAGAAGAUUUAUUAUAAUUGUUGCUUGCUUUUUUUUAAUGAAAAAUAAAUAUAAUUAUAUCAAUGUUUUUUUUUAUCGUUUUGAAUAAUUUUGUCUUUGAG
Molecule: messenger RNA, 829 nt
Organism: Psylliodes chrysocephalus
Lineage: Eukaryota; Metazoa; Arthropoda; Insecta; Coleoptera; Chrysomelidae
Source: the annotation of a GenBank genome assembly